AUGGAGGACGUCCAUCUUAGCACAGACACCUCGGACGGCAUUCUUGCGUGGAUCGCGAUCGGCGUCGAUAGCAAGAGAGAUGACAGCCUUCUGCCCACCGACCAGACUGAAGAUGACGGCGAGGUCAAGGACUACUUCGGUAUGGAUAUGGUGGAAUGGGCGACCCUGGCUAUGGGUCCUCUUAAUCCAGUGCUGCGAGUGUCACUUCGUCGAUAUAUUGCACGGAUAGGAGGCUGUCAACAAAUAUGA
Messenger RNA from Penicillium canariense, 249 nucleotides. Its product is annotated as Intradiol ring-cleavage dioxygenase. Bases 1 to 249 code for a protein of 82 amino acids. The record is from RefSeq and is a predicted model, not a curated record. NCBI's taxonomy places the organism in Eukaryota, Fungi, Ascomycota, Eurotiomycetes, Eurotiales, Aspergillaceae. The transcript has a single exon.